GACAAUCUGCGUCAGUGUCAAUCUGUCAAAAAAUAUUGUUUAAUUUUGGAAAAUAAUAAAAAAAUAUACAUAAUUAAUUGAAUAAAUAGUAACCAGAACCUACUUAGAAGUGGAGUUAAUAAAAGUACGCAUAUACUUAAACGGACAUGCUGUAGUGCAUUUAACAAGCAACAAUGGGUAAUGCAGGCUUGAAACAACACUAUGAAACUGCUUCUAAAACAGGUGUUUUACAAAUAUCUGACCACAAACUCAAAGACAUUCCACCAGAAGUUAUAAGUCUAAGUGAGAAACUCAGAAAUCUAGAUCUAUCUAAGAAUAGACUGUCUUCUUUGCCAGAGGAAUUAAGCAAGUUUAAACUAUUGAAGCAACUGAAUUUGGAAAGCAACAAAUUAGAAAUGGUACCAGAUUAUGUUGCCAAUCUGCAAAAGUUGGAGCUGUUAAACGUCUCUAAUAAUUCCAUCCAAUCAUUGCCACAUACAUUCUGUAAAUUAUGCAAUUUGAAACAAAUUUAUUUGAAUAACAAUAAAUUCAAACGGUUUCCAGUGCAAUUGCUGGGUAUUUCUAAUUUAGAGGUAGUGGACCUCUCUCACAAUAAAAUCACUGAAGUACCAACGGGCAUGUCAAACUUCUUUGCAGCAGAGUUAAAUUUAAGUCAAAAUGAGAUUUCCGCAUUAAGUGAAGAUUUACAUCUAGCUCCAAGAUUGAAAAUAUUAAGAUUAGAAGAAAACUGCUUGAGUCUUGAGGCUAUAAACCCAAGUUUGCUUAGAGAUUCAAAAAUACACACAAUGAAUUUGGAUGGUAACUUAUUUGAAGUGAAGCAGUUGGCUUCUGUUGAAGGAUACAAUGAAUACACUGAAAGAUACACCGCUAUGAAGAAAAAAAUGUUUUGAUGUUUGAAUGUAUUUAUCACAUCUUAACUUUAUACCAAAUAUCACUAGUUACUUUAAACUAUAAUAUUUUUAUAUAAACAUGUACACACCACAAUUAUGUUAAUUUAUUUUCACUUUAUUGAAUUUAUUGCUUUUUACUAUUAC
Messenger RNA from Ostrinia nubilalis (European corn borer), 1034 nucleotides. Its product is annotated as leucine-rich repeat-containing protein 57-like. Gene Ontology annotation, molecular function: protein binding. The record is from RefSeq and is a predicted model, not a curated record. The coding region runs from base 174 to 890 and encodes 238 amino acids. NCBI's taxonomy places the organism in Eukaryota, Metazoa, Arthropoda, Insecta, Lepidoptera, Crambidae. The transcript has a single exon.